Messenger RNA from Neltuma alba, 1855 nucleotides. RefSeq names its product pumilio homolog 12-like. Bases 1 to 1584 code for a protein of 527 amino acids. The transcript is spliced from 5 exons. Gene Ontology annotation, molecular function: mRNA binding. Gene Ontology annotation, biological process: post-transcriptional regulation of gene expression. Gene Ontology annotation, cellular component: cytoplasm. The record is from RefSeq and is a predicted model, not a curated record. Lineage: Eukaryota; Viridiplantae; Streptophyta; Magnoliopsida; Fabales; Fabaceae.
AUGGACGUUCAUCGACGCCCUUCUCCCCUCAAGAUUGACUCUGCUAAUUCCGCUUCUUCUCCGUCCGGAAUGAGCCUCCCCGACUCAUUAUUUCAAAAUCAUUGCUGCCAAUUUGGUCCUGAUCAUACCCUUGAGGAGUCUUUUGCCCGUCUGAGUAUCCCGUCCUCCAACCACUCGCCCCCGUAUUCUUCUCUCUUUAACUCAGCUCUUGAUGGCGGCGCCAUUAGACGUGGAUAUCCUAUGGAGUCAAUGCUGGAGAAAAAACUUUCAGUUCAGAAUAUUGAUUGUAAUAACCAAGGUGUUGGCGGAAUGCGACCGCAGAAUUAUUAUGUGGGGUCUGAUAUUUGGGGUUUGGAGAACUCUUGGUCGCCUUCUUAUCCGACAUCGGAUGCUAAUGAGCACUAUUCGAACUAUUUCGCGAUGCAACAAGAAGUCGGCACGAGUUUCCCGACUGUCCCACUAUCGAAUGGACAUGGAUUGCCCUUCAAGUUACUACAAGAUCACGGUCGUUUUGAUUCAGGAAAUACUAUAUCGUAUCUUUCUAAUUUUGAUAUUGAUGGCAGCCAUCCCCACUGGUUGCAGCCGUCUUCGAGUCUCCAAUCAAUCGGUGAUUUUCGCGGGAACAUGCUGUUGUUAGCAAAGCAUCAAUUUGGAUGUCGACUCUUGCAGGAGAUGAUGACUGGCUUAAAAACAGAGGAGAUUUCUUUGAUAUUUUCUGAGCUGAUUGAACAUGUGAGCGAGUUGAUGCUGGACCCCUUCGGAAAUUAUGUUUUUCAGAAGAUGCUGGAAGUCUGCACCGAAGAACAGAGGACUGAAAUCAUUCUAAUGGUCACCAAAGCUAAAUUUCAGCUUGUCAAUAUUUCUCUUAACAUGCAUGGAACCCGUGCUGUGCAGAAAUUAUUGGAACAUGUUACCACCCGGAAUCAACGAGCCAUAAUCAUGUCGGCUCUAACUCCUGGUGUUGUUGCAUUGACCAAAGAUAUCAAUGGCCAUCAUGUGGUUUUGCAUUGUCUAAAACAACUUUCAGUUGAAGAAAAUAGGCAUCUUCUGAAUGAAGUAGCAAACCGCUGUUUUGAGAUUGCAACAGAUAAAAGUGGGUGCUGCGUGCUGCAGCAAUGUGUGAACCAUGCUGAGGGAGCAAUAAAAGAUCACCUCGUGUAUGAGAUCGUACAACAUGUUUUGAAGCUAGCUAAAGAUUGUUACGGCAACUAUGUGGUGCAACAUUUGAUCUCUCUGAGGAUAGCAGCAGUUACAGAAUCUAUGCUGAUAAGGCUCCAAGGGAGCUUUGUCUCUCUUUCCUGCAAUAAAUAUGCUAGUAAUGUUGUGGAGAAGUUUCUACUUGAGGCUGGAGAGAAGUAUUCUACACCAAUAAUUUUGGAGUUGCUUCAAGACAGAUACGCUUCAAUGCUUCUUGUGGAUCCAUUUGGCAAUUAUGUCAUCAGAUCAGCGCUGGUGGUGUCCAAGGGACACAUUCGUGAUGCACUGCUGGUGCUGAUUGAGCGAAAUUCCUCAAAGAUGCGUACCAAUCUCUACGGGAAAAAGCUACUUGCCCGGUUUGACAGGGGCAACCUAAGAUUCAUCUAGACAUGUAUUAUUAUUUGUUAUAUAUUUCAUGUUUUCUGUGAAGACUUUCUUCUUUAGGGAGUCAUUCAUUUUCGAUUGUGUCCCAUUUACUUGAGAACCAACGCAAGGUCUUGAAGCAGUGUAUGUAGCAGCUCUCGUCUAUAGUGGUAAUUUGUUAGUGGAAGGUAAUUGAAAGCAAGCGGACAAAGGGCAAGUACAUAGGAGCUCAAUUUAUAUAUUACUUUGUCUUCGUACAAACGCUGCUGCUGCUGUUGUUGUAGUGGUUGUUGUC